CUUCAAGUGAUAACCGUCUGUCUUCUUUAAUAUUGGAAUCUGUGGGUUGUAGUUCUUAUGCGAGCGUGAGCGUGUGCAUAAUCUACAUGACGAACAAUUUUUACUCUGAGACGAGUUGUGGAUUAUACUCGCACCAACAUAACCCGACUUUCAUCUUUACUUUGAACAUUAUACAAGCAGGGAAGUUGUUAGACGACGGAUGGCUAUCCUCGACGACGGCUUUUAAUAGAAAAGAUUUUUCAACUCUCAUAACGUGGACGCGAUAUUAUAUUUUGAUAACGAAAUAGAAGCUCAUUAAAAGGUGUUCAAGAUCAUUAAAAGCUAACGACUACGAAGAUAGGAAAAAUCACUACAACGAGGAUUUGCAUGCGCAUUCCCCCAGUAAUGCACUUUUACAGCUUCGAAAAACCAAUAUAGUGCCCAACAAAAAGAUAGGAAAAUUAUAUUCUACGUGUAAUUUUUUGUAGCUGUUAAGGUACCUCUAGUGUACGAAGUGGUCUUACAACGUCCAUACGCGUAAGUCUGGGUAUUGUUUAAGGAACAACUUCACAACUCGUCACAACUUCCAGCAUUCACUUUCACCUUGGAAACUAAUUAUAAAAAGUAAAAAGAAUUUGAAUUUCCCUCACUCAGCACACCAGCACCACUAGAAAAUCAUAAAUCAAGAACGCUUCUGGUAAAAAACUCAAGAAUAUAGUUUUACUUCUAUCCCUACAGACUUGUUUGUACUUGCAGCAUCCAAAAUGGUACUCCACGACAAGACCAAGCACGUUCCGUUCGAGCGUCAGCCGUGGUUCAAGCGUAAGGAACGUCAGUCCGGCGACAUCAAGAGCUCGAUCAAUGCGCCGGCUAAAAAAAAUGGCCAAGGCGGAAGCUUCACCUAUUUCGGGACUUCCUUGGAAUUAAGGCUUUUCUUGAAGAGGAUGCAUUGGUUCAUUCAUUCAUCUUCUGAAGAAGCACCUUGCUUAGUGUUUGCUGGGCUUGCAUCGUUUAAUAACAGGGACAAACACGACGGGCACGACAAAUUUUUUACUUACUUACAACAUCACUGAUGUUGAUAACAAAAUGCUUCUCAAGCCACAGUUAGAUGGUUCUAGGUAAUGAAAUUAAAAAACGCUCCUACUCCUUCUAAUCAACGAGGAACAACUAAUGCAGCAUGACGGCGCUCAACAGAUGAUGGGUUCUUUCAACAAAUCGGCUUCGGAGCCUUCGUCCGCCAGUUCUUCCUUCAUCGAGGAGAAAGAUUUCCGAUUCUCUGCGGCUGACUUUCCUCCCUUGGGUUUGGGUUCGAUGAAAGGCUCGCCGAAGGCGACUGCGAUGAAAGAGCGUCAGGCCUCGCAAUGGAUUAGGAACGUGUUAGUGGAUAAAAGCUUGGGAAUCUAGGAGAAGAACUAGUUCUAGAACUAGUGAAAUAAUAGUGCUAGCUUAGCACUAAUUUUUUUGAAAGAAGAUGCUUGCGGUUCCGAGCGUAGCAAUCGGAGCAGGACGUUAAAGAAUGCUCGUCGAAAAAGAAGCGAUGGCAAACCAACUGCGAGCUUGAGCUUGACAUAUUUUGAAUCCACAAAGGAAGAAGAAUACUUGAAUUGAAUGUUGUAGUCGUAGAACUAGAAACAUGGUUGAAAUUGAAGAAUAUGAUGAAUGAUCAUGAUGAACUCAGAAUUAUCGACGGCAGCCAAUGAAUGAUCAUUGAAAACUGAAGAAAGACCUUAUUGUAGUGCAUCGUGAAGAUGAAGGAUAUUUGGAAUUUAGAACUAGAAGACGAAGCGGUCGUGGUAAAAAACAUAGACCUACGAGAAAGAGAAUGUGAAUGUGAAACAUGAUGUAGUACUACAUUUUCUAAAUGUUGAGUCGGAUUCAAUUUUUCGGAUUUCGAAUAUGUAUCCGAUUCCUCAUAUUUUUUGUUUUUUUGGAUGGUUGAUUUUGUCGUAGAUUUGAUUGCAGAUUAUAUUGGAGCUACAAGUCGGUAUUUCGCUUUUCUCGCAGGGAUCAAUGAUUGUAUUGUUAAAGUAAUACUUUGCCCCCCUUAAUAUAAUCUACUCAAUAGACACUAAGAGGACUAAGUCCAAGUACUACAACAAGUACUACUAGUAGAAGAAGUACUUAGGUGAAACCUUGAAGUAGGUUUAAUCAAUUCCGACGAGAAUAUUAGCAAAAUCAGAGCGACUUAGUUCGAAGAUGGAAAAUUGAAAGAGUUGAGGCAGAUUCUACAUCAAGUACCUUCAGGAACCUUGAGGUUCACGUUCCUUCGAGAUUGAUACCGAAAUACAAUAAAUGGCAUGCCUGUCAGGAAUAAGCAACAUUAUCUUCUGCAUAUGAUUUCGAUGUAAUGAAAACUAACAUGAUGAUGGUAGUACUAAUAUUUUCAUGAUGAACUACCAAUCAUAAUAAAGUAGAAGGGAAAGUGACGUUGUUGAGCUUGAAUGAAUCUUAGAUGCAUAUUUUGUCUUGACCACCUCUUGUUAGGGGUUGGAUCUUGGCAUUAAAAGACACGAAGUUCUUGACGGUAUAGUGCACUAACAUCAACGUGGUAGGUUUGAAAAAGAAAUAUGAUGCUUGUAU
Messenger RNA from Amoebophrya sp. A25, 2559 nucleotides. Lineage: Eukaryota; Dinophyceae; Syndiniales; Amoebophryaceae. The record is from the annotation of a GenBank genome assembly.